Gadus morhua (Atlantic cod) is the source of this 3994-nucleotide messenger RNA. It is a transcript of the gene gphnb, whose product is annotated as gephyrin b. Gene Ontology annotation, molecular function: molybdopterin molybdotransferase activity. Bases 160 to 2556 code for a protein of 798 amino acids. Gene Ontology annotation, cellular component: dendrite; postsynaptic specialization; cytoplasm. Lineage: Eukaryota; Metazoa; Chordata; Actinopteri; Gadiformes; Gadidae. The record is from RefSeq and is a predicted model, not a curated record. Gene Ontology annotation, biological process: Mo-molybdopterin cofactor biosynthetic process; glycine receptor clustering; gamma-aminobutyric acid receptor clustering. The transcript has 25 exons.
CCUUAGCGGUUGCUGUAUCAUUUCCCUCCUCCUUUUUCCUCCUCCUCUUCCUCCCCCCUCCUUCUCCCCAUCCCCUCCCUUCCUCUCCAAGAGUUCGAUGCGAUCGGCUCUUGGCCCUGCCGUGCCGAGCUCUCAGUGCGGGCGACAGCGCUGCUGAACAUGGCGUCAGACGGGAUGAUUUUAACAAACCACGACCACCAAAUCCGGGUCGGAGUCUUGACAGUGAGUGACAGCUGUUUUCGGAACCUUGCAGAGGACCGCAGUGGCAUCAACCUCAAAGAUCUCGUCCAUGACCCCUCACUGCUGGGGGGCAUGAUCAUGGCUUAUAAGAUCGUGCCAGAUGAACUAGAUGAGAUCAAGGAGACCUUGGUGGACUGGUGCGAUGAGAAGGAGCUCAACCUCAUCCUGACCACCGGGGGCACUGGCUUUGCGCCCAGAGACGUCACGCCAGAGGCCACUAAAGAGGUGAUAGAGCGUGAGGCUCCUGGGAUGUCUCUGGCCAUGUUGAUGGGAUCUCUCAACGUCACACCCCUGGGCAUGCUGUCUAGACCUGUGUGCGGCAUUCGAGGGAAGACGCUCAUCAUCAACCUGCCAGGAAGCAAGAAAGGCUCCCAGGAGUGCUUCCAGUUCAUCCUGCCGGCGCUGCCCCACGCCAUCGACCUGCUGCGGGACGCGGUGGUGAAGGUGAAGGAGGCGGCCGACGAGCUGGAGGACCUGCCGUCGCCGCCGCCCCCACUCUCGCCCCCGCCGCCGGCCGCCAACGGCUCGCCGCGCCGACAGACGGAGGACAAGGGGGUGCAGUGCGAGGAGGAGGACGAGGAGAAGAAGGACAGCGGCGUGGCGUCCACGGAAGACAGCUCGUCCUCGCACAUCACCGCCGCCUCAAUCGCCGCAAAGAUCCCAGACUCCAUCAUCUCGCGGGGUGUCCAGGUGUUGCCCCGGGACACGGCCUCCCUCAGCACCACGCCCUCGGAAUCCCCCCGCGCCCAGGCUACCUCCCGCCUCUCCACGGCCUCCUGUCCCACCCCCAAAGCGCGGCUCCCCUCCUGUUCAUCCACCUUAAGCAUUGCGGAGGCCUCACGGAGAGAGUUCAGGGCUCACCUGGAUGAGGUCAUCACACUCAAGUCAAGGUACUCUACCUUGGACCAGCUCCAGUGUAGGUUGGAGGGGCUUAAAGAUGAUCGCAGGAGGACCUUCAACUCUCGAGUGCAGUCACGAUGCAGCAGCAAAGAAAAUAUCCUAAGAUCAAGUCACAGUGCGGUGGACAUCACAAAGGUGGCCCGGAGGCAUCGCAUGUCCCCCUUCCCCCUCACCUCCAUGGACAAGGCCUUCAUCACUGUGCUGGAGAUGACCGCCAUCCUAGGCAACGAGAUCAUCAACUACAGAGACGGGAUGGGUCGGGUCCUGGCUCAGGACGUUUAUGCCAAAGACAACCUUCCACCGUUCCCUGCCUCCGUCAAGGACGGCUAUGCUGUGAGAGCGGCCGAUGGGCCAGGUGACCGCUUCAUCAUCGGAGAGUCCCAAGCUGGAGAACAGCCCACCCACACAGUGAUGCCGGGCCAGGUGAUGAGGGUGACGACGGGGGCCCCUAUCCCGUGCGGGGCCGACGCCGUGGUCCAGGUGGAGGACACAGAGCUGCUCCGCGAGUCUGAGGACGGUACAGAGGAGCUGGAGGUUCGUAUCUUGGUUCAGGCCCGUCCAGGCCAGGACAUCCGGCCAAUCGGCCAUGACAUCAAGCGCGGGGAGUGCGUGCUGGGUAAGGGCACCCACAUGGGGCCGUCUGAAAUCGGCCUCCUUGCCACGGUUGGCGUCACCGAAGUGGAGGUGCAGAAGUUCCCCGUGGUGGCCGUCAUGUCGACAGGCAACGAGCUGCUGAACCCAGAGGACGACCUCCACCCAGGGAAGAUCCGAGACAGCAACCGCUCCACGCUGCUGGCCACCAUCCAGGAACACGGCUACCCCACCAUCAACCUGGGCAUCGUGGGAGACAACCCCGAUGACCUCCUCAACGCUCUGAAUGAGGGAAUCAGCCGUGCUGACGUCAUUAUCACCUCAGGCGGAGUGUCCAUGGGAGAGAAGGACUACCUGAAACAGGUGCUGGAUAUUGACCUCCAUGCUCAGAUCCACUUUGGCCGUGUCUUUAUGAAACCAGGUCUCCCAACAACAUUUGCAACUAUGGAGAUGGACGGUGCUCGCAAACUUAUCUUUGCCCUCCCAGGUAGUAAUCCCGUGUCUGCUGUUGUUACCUGCAACCUCUUUGUCAUUCCUGCUCUGAGGAAGAUGCAGGGGAUAUUAGACCCAAGGCCGACCAUCAUCAAAGCCAGGUUGUCCUGUGAUGUGAAGUUGGACCCUCGCCCUGAAUACCACCGCUGCAUCCUGACCUGGCAUCACCAGGAGCCUCUACCAUGGGCUCAGAGCACAGGGAACCAGGUGAGCAGCCGGCUGAUGAGCAUGCGCAGCGCCAACGGUCUCCUGAUGCUACCUCCCAAAACGGAGCAAUACGUGGAGCUGCACAAGGGCGAAGUGGUGGACGUCAUGGUGAUCGGGCGGCUAUGAUGUCACCGCAGGGGGACCGAGAGAGCUUUCACAUGAUAUGAAGGGGUCAGAACGGGUGGUUCACGGUGCAUGUCCACAUAUCAUUGACUAUUCUGUAAUAUGCAACGGCACAGCUAGUUUUUAUUGAUUUGGAUAACGUUGAGGUAUAGUCAACAUCUUGAUCACAAAAACCUAGAUACAUAUGAAAAAGAAUAAUUAAUUUAAAGGAAAAAAAAAGAUUAUAAUAUUUCAAACAAAGGAAGUAUAACUUUUAAUGAAAAAAAAUCUAAUUAUAAAAAGAGAUUUAUUCUGUAAUAUAUUAUUAUGAUUAUUCUUCUUAUUAUUAUCAUUAUUCUUAUUAUCAUUAUUAUAUUAAGGCGACUUUGUUCCUUUCAUUGCAAUUGCUUUGUGUGUUCAACGCUAGACCUUAUCUAUAGCAGUAGCAUUUUAAUAGACAGCUGUAGGUGCCUGCCAGGACAAAAAAAGAUAAAACUAUUAUUUUCUCAUCUUUAGUGGAUUAAAAAAAAAUCUGUUUUUUGACAAUGAAGAAAAACUUUGCGGAGGAUUUCCCACGGUGCUCGGGGGGGUGGGGGGGAGGGGGGGGGGGGGGGGGGGGGGGGAGUGAAAAAGGGGGGCGGGUGAGGUGUGGAGGCGCCCGUCCGAGUUGACACUUUGGUUUUUAGUCCUUUCUUUCUCUCAUUAGUAUGCAUCAUAAUGGCUUCACAAAAAGAGCUUUGCUUGUUGUUUAUCUUGUGAGUCUUGUUUAUGUGCGCAGUGCCAAAUGCCUGGGCAGGGGGGUGGGGGGACAGGGUGGUGCUGGGAUGAUGGUGGGGUCGGGGGUGGGAUGGAGGAAACAGGGGGAUGGGCGGGGGGCACGGAAGUCAGGGAGGGGGUGACCGCCCUUGAGUCUGGCCUGCACAGACCACCUGAAGCCUCCUAAUAAUCACGGUGACCGGUUGUAAACACGCACACACACACACACACACUCACACACACACACACACACACACACACACACACACACACACACACACACACACACACACCUCACGUGCACACACAAAAAUAAUAGUACUACGCCCACCCAUCCCCAGCACCCCCAGCACCCCUCCCCCUCCCCUCCCCCCCCUCCCAGGCGAGCAGAACCACGGGGAAAUAAUAUUUUAUUUGAUCUACUAUCGAAGAACAAAAAAAGAUAGGGGGAAUAGAAUGAGGGAUAAGAAACAGCUUCUUUAAGUGCUGACAGCCUUUUUAACCAACUUCACAAAAAAUGUACAGAAAAAAGACAAAUAAGAAGAACCAUAUUGUACAGAUAUAUAGGUGACCAGCACUCCUAAAGAAAUUAUUAAGCAAUGAGGAGACAUUGAAGAACGCUGUACUAUAACAUUUUCUGUAAUGAUAUGAAACUGAUGAAAGAGACAAAGAUAAUAAAAAUCCUUGAUCAUUAUGUAAAAAAAAA